Messenger RNA from Exophiala viscosa, 2493 nucleotides. RefSeq lists its product as uncharacterized. The coding region runs from base 1 to 2493 and encodes 830 amino acids. Lineage: Eukaryota; Fungi; Ascomycota; Eurotiomycetes; Chaetothyriales; Herpotrichiellaceae. The record is from RefSeq and is a predicted model, not a curated record. The transcript is spliced from 2 exons.
AUGGAUCCGGAGUCUUCGGAUAGUGAUGUCUCUGCUGCUGGCUUGGAUAGUUCCAGCUUUGCUAGUCCGAUAACAACACCAAUUCCUCUACCGCCACCACCUUCGAAACAUGCCUUGGAAUCACCCGAGGCUAUCGAGGCUCGUCUCAACGAGUUGGCAAGGGUCGAAGCACACAACAUCAAAAAGUACGACCUUCUCAAAGCGAAGCGUGUUCGCAAGGAUGAGAAAAUCCGCCGCAGACGUGAAGCUCAAGACAAGAAGUGGGCAGCUAUUUUGCAGGCUCGCGAACGUCGAGAUGCCAGGAUCGAGUCUCGUCGCAGAAGGGAAAAUGCAGUGUUUUCUCAAUUCUUCGACCGUGACUUUGACGAGGAAGAUGAUAAUUUGCGUCGCCGUCUGAAGCGUCUCAAAAGAGGACUUCCAGCCGAAGAAUCCCCGAAACCCGCCUCGCAGACUAUCCCUUCAACACGACCUUCAACGGCGAUGUCUCCCACAGGUCCGUCACUCUCGACUAUUCCUCCACCUGCCAAACGACAUCAAGUUGGUCCUCCAGGUCAAUCUCAAACCGAGUCGAGACCUUCAACCCAAUCCAGCCUUUCUGGUCAAAAUUCAUCAAGUCAGCCCCCAAAAAGCUCGCUACCAGCUCCUCCAUAUUCGUUUUACCGAGAUCCCGGCGCAUUUUCUAGGCCAUAUCAACAUGGACCUUCUCCGUCCGCGCAUGGACCGUCCCCGUCACCCACUGCAGCCACAAAUGGGUUGAGUCAGUCAGGUCCUGAACGACCACCAUUGGGUAUCAACACGGUUUCUCCCAGACCAUAUUCGAGCACACCAUCAGCUACUACGCCUCCCACUACUAAUCCUGCACGACAGACCUCGUCUAGUUACGAUACGCGACCACCCCCGACCACUUCUUCUGGGUUUGCCUCUGUCAAUCCACCAUCAGGUUCAGGCUUUGCCACAAUUAACCCCAGAUCUACUGCUACACCACCUUCCUCUCAUGUUGCGAUAUCAAGGCCCACAGAACUGGAUCCGAAUGAGACACCUGCCAGUCAAAUAGCUAGUCAAGGUUUGGACAGCCGUUUCCAGCAGUACGGAAAUGCACCGAAUAGUGCCUCACCAGCAGGGUCGAGCACUAGCAAGAGAACACCAUCAACAACCCAUCCCUACCAAAUGUCGGAAGCUUUUGCAAACAGACAUCACCAUUGCGAGCGAGUCGACAGUCUGAACCGUGGUAUUUGGACCUCUUAUGGUCUUGGUGGGACACAGGAAAAUCCAACUGCACAAGCCGUCGAGAUGUAUCUGCGGUGCAAUCAUGAUGAUUGUCGGCGCAUCGACUGGCGUACGGUUCACGGAUUGCAGUGUCAUAUUGUUAAGAACCACGUACAGCCUAAGGGAACAAUUGGUAGUCUCGAUAAGGCACUUGAAAGGUAUGGUGUACCGGUCAAAGAGGUUGAAGACUAUGAGCGUGAACAUGGAAGAGGAUCUGGUGGUACCAUGGCCGACCCAAAGAACCAUAAGAUCAAGGUCAAGACUAAGGAGGCGUUGGAGACCAAACCCUUUGUGAAGACGAAUACUCCAGGUGCUUAUGAUCCGGAAGCGAGACCUGCUGGCUACAGACCUAGUCCGACCGAAAGUCCUACGAUUUCUGAACCAGUACCGAAGAGUCUGUCAGCCAGCACUAAUGGUGCACCAGCAGAUGAGAAGAAGGUGCCGCCACCGCAACCACCACCACAGCCACAACGAUCUCCCAUCAAUCCAAAUCCCUUUUCAGCGAUCAGAUCGAACUGGUUAGGUCCUGGCUUUAGGACUGAACCUCCGAGGACGGAACCUGUGAGGAAAGAGCCUGAGCCUAAGAAGUUGCAGGGCGAUUUUGGCGAGGCAGAAAAGCCUAUGUCGAAUGGAGUUGCUGCGGCGCCUCGAACAUCUCAACCCAAUACUGUUCAUCAACGGGAUUCGAGCACCAUCUCCGUGGCUGAUACAUCCAAAGCGGUGGAAAAUGUUACUAUUCCACCUGCUCCACCUGCUCCACGUGCAGAGGAACCCAAGCCGCAAGAGAAGGAAGCUCCUGUCGCACCAAAGGAGGUUGCCAAGGACGAAGAUGUGCAGAUGACCGAUGUUGCGGACGAGAAGAAAGACGCUGUGACUGAGGAGAAACCUGAGUCGAAGCAACCAGAGGCGGAGUCGCCGGAGGAUCAUUCCGAGACAAUCGUGGUCGAUGGUGAUGCGAAUAAGGAUGUCAAUGCGUCAAAGCGAAUUUUCCAGUCGCCAGUCAUGACAGCAGCGACGGUGCCAGCCACCACUCCGUCCAGUGCAAGACGGCCGAGUCGGCGGUCGAGUGUGGCUAGAAAAUCGGUUGAUUCGGAUGCUCAGGACGGCAAGGUUGAAAAUGAAGACAAGGACGAGAAGGAGAAAGACGAGAAGACUGAGAAGGAGACGCCCAAGAGUGAACCGAGACGGUCGAUCGGUGGACGAGUGCUUAGGAAGACGAGAGCUUAG